This is a messenger RNA of Porites lobata, 2451 nucleotides long. The record is from the annotation of a GenBank genome assembly. Lineage: Eukaryota; Metazoa; Cnidaria; Anthozoa; Scleractinia; Poritidae.
AUGAGAGAAACGGCACGAACAUUCAUUUUGGUUUGCUUGUUAUGUGCGAUAUUGCUGUUAAUAACUAUGUUUUGGAACUCACUGGGUAACACCUUGCGCCAAACAAUUCCAAUCUCCCGACUGGCGUUAGGGAGACUAAGAAACAAGGAGCUGGAGUCAGCUGCAGAAAACAACACUCGCAGCGUAACUCAGAAGCCCUUCGUGAUACUGGUUUAUACACAAUUCUUCGGUACUAAGGAGUGGAUAAAAAUCACUGAUGAUUGUUCCUCACCAGAAAUACCUGGAAACAGUUGCCGUAAGGACAUGGUUGAUUUGACGUACGAUAAAAAGCGAUAUGCUGAAAGCGAAUUUGUCAUAUUCCACGCCCGAGAUAUGCCUGGUGUGGAUCACCUGAAAACGAUAAUGAAAAAUAAGCCCUCGUCGCAGUUCUGGAUUUAUUUUUUACAGGAAAGUCCAAAUGCUACUCCUGAUACCCGACCUUUGAAUGGAAUGUUCGAUUUGACUAUGACGUAUAGAUCCGAUUCAGACUUCUGGUGGCCUUAUGGGUCUUAUAGGGGGAUCCCAUUUGAAAAGACUUCACAACUAGAUUUCUCCGUUGGGAAGGACAAACUGGUUUCCUGGAUGGUUAGCAACUGUAACUCUCAUCUCAGAAACUCGUUUGUUCAUGAGCUUCAAAAGUACAUUACAGUUGAUGUAUUUGGAUCGUGUUCGGGAAAAUUUGGCGAAUCAAAAUCCUGUCCACAUGGAGAAGCUUGCAGAAAUAUUAUUAAACAGUACAAGUUCUACCUUAGCUUUGAAAAUGCAUUAUGCGAGGACUACAUCACUGAAAAGUACUGGGGCCGUAUAGGUAAGCAAGCUUAUUUACGAAAUAUAGGAAUUGAUGGUAGCCCAGUUUUUAGUUUAUUUAUAAAUAACAUUAUUGCUUAUGUAGGUCAGCAAGUCUUUGUUGUUGUUGUUGUUUGUUUUUUGGUGGGGGGGGGGGGGGGGGGUAAAGGAGGUGUAUUAUAGGCAAAAAAUAACAGAGAAGUGUCACCGCACCUCAUCCCGCCAACCCCCCUUUUUUAUAAACAAUAUUUAUUACAACAUUUGCUCUAAGAGCCUGAAGGUCUCAUCUAGAGAUCUCACGCUGUUUACAUUAAAUAUUUAAAAAAUACAAAUGCACGUCACGAUCGAAUGACACACUCAUAAAAAAGCGAAGAAUAAAAAGAAAAAAAAUAAAUAUAAAACACACAGCAACUAACAGAGCGAUUUGAUAGCGAAAUAAACGACUGGACAAGCUGAAACAACCUAACUUAAGUUUGAAAAUCAGCAGUAGAAAUAUCAUUUAAGAGGCAAUCGAUUAAACAACGCCUUUCGUUUUCUCUUUGAAAUGGGUUGGACAUAGUGCGUGUUACACAUAUUAGGCCGAACGAGCUUCAGUGGUUGAGUCCGUCAGAAAUGAAGAACGUAAAAUGUCUGAAAAGGAAAAACAAAAGAUCGCUUGUAGCUUUUUCUUUUCACUUUUGCUUCUAACUGUAGAUGUCUAAGCUCGGCUCCGGUCUUGUUCGGGUGAAGGAGCGCGGGCUCAUUUUCCGAACACCGGCUGGUAAUCAAGCUUCCUACAUGUCAAGACCCGCAAGAAAUAUUCGCUACGGCUGCCUAUUUUACUAAAUACUCUAAAUCCUCUAUUUAACCCUCUGGGGGCUUAUUUCAAGCACGUAGACGCGGGGGUAAUAGAGAAGGGGGGGGCUUAAUUAACUAACCGAAAUGGAGCACCAUACUGCUAUUACAAACAACCAAAGGAUGGUAUCAAUUCUCCAUAAAGAACUAGGACGCAAAGUGGAAAUACUCAAGCAUAUGACGUUAGAGGUCUUGCAACCAAAGAUCAAAACAAGUCUGAACUUCCAUCAUAUGAGUUAACAGUACUGGAUAACUCCAUAUGUUAGUAAUUUUGUUGUGGAGAAUAAGGGAUGGGCCGGGGCGGGGGGGUUAAAAAGAGGGGUAGGCUUAAUAACUUUCUUCCACUAAAAAGGGGGGGAGGGGCUUAUUUGAGAGGGGGGCUUAAUAGAGGAUUUACGGUAAUCAUAAAUUUUAAGUCUCAAGGCCCUUAUUUGAGGUUUUAUCGUCAUUACAGGAGAUGAAAACGUCAUACCAAUAGUCUUAGGAGGCGCCAACUACAGCAAACUCGCCAUUCCAGGUUCAUAUAUCAACGUUAUGGACUUCAAGACGGUAAAAGACCUUGCAGACUACCUCCACUACCUUGACAAGAACAAUACCGCCUACAAUGAAUAUUUCAGUUGGAGACAAGAAUAUCGAGUAGGCAGAGAAGGGUGGUCCUUUCUUUGCAUGUUCUGUGAAACUCUUAGAACCGAUUUCAAACAAAGAGGCCGAUAUAAAGACCUGACAGGCUACUGGGUUGGUAAAGGAAGAUGCAAUGAAAAGGACGAGCGUGUUAGAAGAAUGUGGAGUUGA